CCCCGCCUUUAGUCUCCGUGCCAUCCCUCCUUCUCCCGUCCCUUUUCGCCCGGGCUUGCCACCGCCAGACCCCACGGCCCCGCGGAGCACGGGUCCGGCACGGCGCGGCGCAGCUCCCCCCCGCACAAGGGCCAUUUCCCCAGGAACCGCCGACCGCGCGGCGCCCCUGAUUCGCCGAAGAACUCUACAACUCAAAAGCAAAUGAGUUAUAAAGUAGGCUUACUCUGCUUACACCAUGCUUGAGGAGAAGGAAGGGAUAGGGAAAAGAGAGAGGCAUUCACAAACUCCUAUGGUAUUGGACCAAGACAGUAAAAAAACUCAACAGCACUGAAGCAUUAAGCACAUAUCCAGGAUAAUAUUACUUAAUUAACAAUAAGCUGUUAGUAUAAUUGAACUGUGGUGAAAAUAGAAGUACAGAAACAAAUGGAGGCAGAUAAGGCAUUCAUGGAUGCUGCUCUGAGAUUGCUUUUCUGGUCUGAGUGACUCAACUGGUGUACGUAGAAUACAGGAACAGUCCUCGAGAACAGAAACAAGUGAGUCUUCUACCAUGAAGAAUCCUACUUGGCAGAUGACAUAAAGUCCACCAAGGGAGGUGAUGGCUGAGCUGAGAAGCUUGUGAAGCUUAUAUGAAAUAUCCUAUAGAUAUUUCUGCUGAUGAGUAGUAAGUCAGAUGAAAGAAAUGAGCAUGUCCUAAGAGAGCAAUAGAUCUGGAGUAUGAAUCCGUGUACAGAAGUGAGUUGAUGCCAGAUUUGUUAACAUCUCAGUAGCUUGAUGGCUGUCCCUUAUUCUGUAAAUCAAAGCCAUCUUUCUGCCAAAGCAAUAAGGGGACAGUGCACAAUCUGACUACAGAAUGUUAUUUCUAAAGAAGUGAACUGUGAAGAAAAGACUCAUGAAUUUUGAUCAUAGGGUCUUGGAGAGCAUUUCUGAUGUCUGCUCCACUGAGGACCUCCCUGAGGUAGAAUUGGUGAGCAUGCUAGAAGAACAGUUGCCAGAUUACAAGUUACGAGUGGACUCUCUGUAUCUGUAUGAAAAUCAAGACUGGAUUCAGUCUAACUGCCAUGGCCACCUUCCCAAAAUCUCUUCUCCAGUUCGUGAUGAGGAGACUUUCCGUUACAUGACUCUUAUUGAACUUCCUCCCUCGUCCUUUGCUGGAUCUCACAAAUUUGCACAAGUUUUAGGCACAGAUAAUGUGGAGCAGAAAACCUACAGUGACACUGACGUGGUCAAACAUCUGCUAGCUGAGAAGGACCGGGACCUGGAACUGGCAGCUCGAAUUGGACAAGCCCUGCUUAAGCGAAACCAGCUGUUGACAGAACAGAAUGAAGCACUAGAAGAACAGUUAGGACAAACUCUAGAUCAAGUUAACCAGCUGCAGCAUGAACUAUCGAAGAAGGAUGACCUACUUCGUAUUGUUUCAAUUGCUUCUGAGGAAAGUGAAACAGAUUCCAGCUGUUCUACACCACUUCGUUUCAAUGAGUCUUUCAGUGUAUCACAAGGUCUUUUGCAGCUGGAUAUCUUGCAAGAUAAACUCAGGGAGCUGGAAGAGGAGAACCUUGCUCUCCGAUCGAAGGCUUGCCAUCUGAAGACAGAAACCAUUACGUAUGAAGAGAAGGAACAGCAGCUAGUCAGUGACUGUGUCAAAGAGCUCCGGCAAACAAAUGCUCAAAUUUCCAGAAUAACAGAGGAGUUGUCAGAGAAGAGUGAGGAGCUGGUUCGCUACCAGGAAGAGAUCUCAUCCCUUCUGUCUCAGAUUGUUGAUCUUCAGCAUAAACUCAAAGAACAUGUGAUUGAAAAGGAAGAGCUGAAACUUCACUUACAAGCUUCCAAAGAUGCUCAGAGACAACUGACAGCAGAGCUACAUGAGCUGCAAGAUCGGAAUGCAGAGUGUCUAGGGAUAUUGCAUGAAUCACAAGAAGAAGUGAAGUUGCUGCGCAGCAGAGCCCGCUCUGUUGCUUGUCUCUGCCAUCCCCAGUCAUGUGGAGCAUUUCCUGUGGAUUCCCUUGCAGCAGAAAUUGAAGGGACAAUGCGGAAGGAAUUGAGUCAGGGUGAUGAAUCUCUUCUAUCCAAGCAGAAGGGUCAACAUAAACGAGUAUUCGACACUGUCAAGGUUGCUAAUGUCACUCGUGGACACUCGUCUUCCUUUUCUGUCCCAUUACCAAUUCCUGGUUCUAAUAGGUCAAGUGUUGUUAUGACAGCAAAGCCUUUUCAGUCUGGCUUACAUUCGGAGUGCCACACACAGAUGACCCAGAGGAGCAGCUCUGAGAAGAAUUUGAAGGGCACGCAUAAGUGUGGCCAGCCAGGAACCCCUGGAGACAAUGACUUGGUCACAGCUCUGCACAGGCUCUCCCUCCGUCAUCAGAACUACCUGAGUGAGAAGCAGUUCUUUGAGGAGGAAUGGGAGCGAAAAAUGCAUUUGCUGGCUGAGCAGAAAGAAGGGGCAAGUGGUAGUAAUACACCAACAGAAAGCUGUUUUUCCUUGGGUACAAACUCAGAAUUCACUGAUUUCUCUGCCAGCUCUAGUAACCUCCGUGUCCUCCUACCAGAAAAAUUGCAAAUUGUCAAGCCCAUUGAAGGAUCUCAGACCCUGUUUCACUGGCAGCAGCUUGCUCGACCCAACCUAGGCACCAUUCUGGACCCAAGACCAGGUGUUGUUACAAAAGGUUUUACCCCUCUGACUGAUGAUAGUGUGCACCACAUCUCUGACUUGGAGGAGGAUGAUGAGGAAGAAGGUGAAGGAGGUAUAACAUUUCAAGUGCAACCAUCCUUUCCGGAGAAAAAGAAGUGUGCAGCGUCAAAGCAAGAGUCAGGGAUUUUCCUGUCACCUAUUACUUCAGCAGCAGUACCACUCACUGCCUCAAAUCCUGGAAAAUGUCUAUCUUCAACAAAUUCCACAUUUACCUUUACUACAUGUAGAAUCCUUCACCCAUCUGAUAUCACCCAAGUUACUCCCAGCUCCACGUGUGCCCCAUUUUCACUUGGAAAUAGUGGCAGCAGCACUGGAAAUCCAGUAGUGAGCACUCCAGCCAUGUCUUACAGGCUUAAUAUUGGAGAAUUUCUCACCAACAGAGGAGAUUCAACUACUACCCUCAGCAGCACCAGCAGUCUGGCACAGCUUUUGCAAGAACGAGGCAUCUCUGCCAAGGUUUAUGAUAGCCCCCUAUUAGAAAAACUGCCUUUGCUACAGCCCCCUCAAACAGUCCCUUUCCCUUCUACUCCACCCAAUUCUCCCUCACAUUCACCUUGUCCUUCCCCUUCACCAUUUGAGCCUCGAGUGCAUCACUCAGAAAAUUUCCUGGCUUCCCGACCAGCAGAAACAUUCUUGCAGGAAAUGUAUGGCCUAAAGCCCUCCCGCAACGCUCCAGACAUAGGCCAGCUGAAGAUGAACCUAGUGGACAGGCUGAAGAGGCUGGGUAUUGCCAGGGUGGUUAAGCCCCCUGAGACAGAGGACCACAGGAAGAAUCAGGGGCCAGAGGUUAGCUUGCGGAGGCAGGACUCAGCUGUGUUUUUAAAUGCUGGUAGCAACUUAAUGGCAGGACUGAGAAGAAACCAGAGUCUUCCAGCCAUGAUUGGAGCACUGGGAGCUCCAAUCUGCACACAGUCGUCAAAAAUGGAUAUCCUAAAGGAGGACUGACUGGUAUGGACUUCUAGCAUAGUAAAUAAUACUUGAGGGAUAAACAUCCAGUAUGGGCAUGGUUAGGUGUGUUAUAGAAGAGUUGAAGAAGGCAUGUGCAUGUUAAAAGAUGGGGGAGAGAGAAGUGUUGGGAUCAAGGAAAAAAGAACAAUGCUUAGGUUUGAGGAAGAAGGCUUUGGUGGAAGAUAAGAAAAGAAAGAAGCCAAAGCUUAGUUUUGUGAUCCCUUCAGCAUCUGUCUUAGCUUAAAUAAAAGACCAUUGUAGACAUUCUCAGUAUUUCAACCUUUUAAACUGUAUUUGUAAAACCAUCUUACGGGUGCUGUUCUAUUUUUUCUGCCAUAUGACCAUAGGAUUUUACUAUUUGUUAGCAGUCAGACCAUAUCAUUUAUAUACAAUAUUAAAAUAAUGAUCAGUCUGACCAGCAUCAUUGGUCCAAGUUCUUCUCUAUAGCAAACAAAUGCAAAAACUUGGGACAUUUUUGAUUCUUGUAUUUUUCUAGUUCAGAAACCAUACUCUUUUGAACUCCCCACAUUGAGAAUCAGGUGAGAGAACCUUUAAUUCUAUGUAAGAAAAUAGUACUUAUAUUUAUGAACACCAAAAUAUGUGGUCAGCAUUUGUCUUUUAAGAGUGCAAUUGUGCUAGUGAGGUAUUAACAGAAAUUAAUUUCUUUCCAGAGCUUCUGAAGCAUACAGUGGAAGGUGCAAUGAAUAAGAAUUACGAAGCAGAAAAGUAUAUAUUAGGUGAAAAUUUCAAGCUAAGAAAUCUUUCCGAAGUGUCCCGUGCAUCUUUUUAAAUGAGGGUAUUUUUGCACAUACAAAAAAAUCUCAGGCACAUUUUUAUUUCCUUUUGCAACACUGAAACUAGGUGCUCAAUUCAAUUAUUUCAAUUCUAUUUGAAAUACGCAGAGAGCAUUUACUUAAAUGCUUGAAAAUUCAGUAAUCUGACUCUUCUCUUGACAGGUAGACAUUCUAUACAUUUUAGAGUUUUGCAGUAAACAUCAUGCCUUUCAUUCAGGUAUUUCUGAUUUUAGGCAGGAUUUUGUUUAAAAGAUUUCCUUCAGAGCAAAAUUUACCAUUCUAUAUUCAGAAACAAGAGGUGAAAGCUAGUGUUCUUUGUAGCAUUUUAUGAACACAGAUCAAUUUUAUCUGUUGGAAUCCCGUGUUCCAAUGAUGGAGAGUGGUUCCGAAUCUGCUUUUGAACAGAACUAAGGCAGGCUUUCUGUCCCGAAAGAAAAAUCAUUUGGAGAAAUCUGAUUUCUGAGUGGUAUUCAGUAAAGUGUUAUUGUCCAUGCUGCUUUUUGGUUUCCUUUCUGUUCAAGCUUUUAGUUAUAACUGAAUAAUCUACAAUAGAUUUGUAAGGUAACUUAAAGAAGAAAAAGUAUUUGCCCCAAGUUCUUUGGAGGAAUAGGCUAGUGACCAGAGUGGAAAGGGAUUCUUAAUCUGUAUGUGAUUUUUCACUGUACAUAUUUAAAUGAUUUUAAAGUUUGUUUUCAUACAAUUAGAUAAAACAGUCAACAUUUACCUUGGUUGUUGCAGUGUAUGUGGAACAUAAUGGCUGGUAUCUUUUUGGGUGCAUGGUGUGAAGCAUUGGUAUAAUUACACUGAUUUGCAUUUGGCAUAUGGCACAUCAAAAUAAUCAGCACCGUUUUUGCUUCAGGGUUGAGUGGAAUAGGGUAGGAAAACAAAGCUUCUUAAACUGAUUUAAAUGUGGCCCUUCUGCUUGUACAUCCCUAUAGAUCUUAUGAUGACUCUUUGAUAUAGCAGUCUUUUUUUUUUUUUUUUUUUGUAAAAUUAAAACGAGUAACCACCUCAAACUUGCACAGGGAUUCUCAACAGAAACUUGUCUGUCAGCAGCGCACAGAAAUAUUCAGGAAUUCCUGGAGUUGCCUUUUGCUAUCUAAGCAAAAACUUAAAUUUAUAAAAGGUGAAUUUUAUUUAAAAUACUAUAUAUGGGUUAAUAUUUUUUUUAAUGAAAAGUAUUUACUUCUUUUCUGUAAGUAUUUGUUUGUACUUCCUUAACUGUGCACAGGGUCUUACCUAGCUAAAUAAGGCAAGAAUGAAAGGGCUGGGAGGAGGUAAUGUUGCUCUCCAGUGAACUAAGGAAUGAGUUGACAAAAGGUUAGACAGUUUUGGUAUAAACAGAGAAGUAUAUAAUGUGUCAAAAGCAUGUCCAUUUUAUGUACAUUUAUUAUAGGAAUACAUGUAAGUAAGUGACAGACAAUUUCUAAAGGUAUAUCACUGUGUUUCUAACUAGCUUCAUUAGUUAACUCCAGCCAUUUGAUCACUGUGUGUUAUCAACAUAAACAGCAAAUCAAUUAAAUCAGAAUUCCUUUGGCAGACCAGGUUUCCAUUAAAAUUGAUAUAACAGCACAUUAAUUAAAUGCAUGUUUCUCUUUGGGACACUUCCAUAUUCCAUAGUCUAGCAAUAUAAACUGGUUCAGUUCAAACUGUAUUAUGGAUAUGUCACAAGGUUGUUUGUUUGUCUGUUUUCUGUAGGAUAAUGUAUUCUCAGAUACUUUACACAAGGCAGGAAGAUGAUGAAAGAAUUUGUAUACUGUUGCGUUUAUCUAGUUUUUGAUGCUGUGACACAGUGCUAUUGAAAUUCUGUUGUGCAUUUUGUAUGCAUGUGUCUGGCUUGCAGCAACAGGGAAAGAUUUACCACUUCUUCCAAGUUUACUGCUUUUUGCCAAAACAUAGAAGACAAACUUUUUUUGAAUAGCAUACAUGUUUCUGACAAUAUAUUAAAGUUGCCAUCGUUCUAGGAACUGAUUUGACUUGUUGCCUCUUACAAGAGAUGAAAUGAACUCGCGUGACUAAGGUGACUGAGCUCCUGCAUAAGAUCAUUUUGUCCUGUGCAAAUGUGAUUUGGUUGAGUGAAUUAAUGGAGAAUUGAUGGAGAAAUGCACUUGGCAAAGGUUCUGUUACCUUGCAGGUUUGAGACAAAAAUAGGUGUUACAAAGAAAGGAAUUACCCAUGUUUGUGAAAGUUUCAAGACACUGGGAGAGAAAUUCUUGUAGUUUUUACCUUUACUCAGAUUGGCUUAAACCAAGUACAAUUGUAUAGCUUUCUAGUUUUAUAGACAUACAGCUCAAGUUUCACUGUGUUUGAUAAACUUGGAGGUAACUGCACACUUGAAAUACCUGUGGUUGAUGAAGCCAAAAGUCUACUUUAAGUUAAAGAGCAGCAGAGAGGGAAGGAGAAUGUUAGGUUUGAGCCUCCUUUGACUGUUACACGAGAGGAUUACACACAAUGUUUUCGAAUGGUCUGGGAACUUUUGUUGUUGUUGUUUUGUUUUUGUUUUAUUUUCAUCAGCUUUUUGCACUUACUGUUGUUUCAUAGUGGAAUGUAAAUUUCAUAAUAAACAUGUAUAACGUCAUUUUUCAAUA
Messenger RNA from Cygnus atratus (black swan), 7016 nucleotides. RefSeq names its product trafficking kinesin protein 2 (gene TRAK2). Gene Ontology annotation, cellular component: dendrite. The transcript has 22 exons. The record is from RefSeq and is a predicted model, not a curated record. Gene Ontology annotation, biological process: neurogenesis; anterograde axonal transport of mitochondrion. NCBI's taxonomy places the organism in Eukaryota, Metazoa, Chordata, Aves, Anseriformes, Anatidae. Bases 890 to 3631 code for a protein of 913 amino acids. Gene Ontology annotation, molecular function: GABA receptor binding.